AAAAGAAAGUAGCAGGGCCAAUUCACUGUUGCCGCCACAGCAAGUGUACUAGUUUUUGAGUAAAUUAAGUGGGUAUACUCUAUGAAGAUAUAAUAAAAUAAAGCAAAACGCGUUGAUUUUUGCCCUUUUAAGAGACAUCGAAAAUUAUUGACAUUUCAAGUUUUUCGCUAAUAGCGCAGAAUUCUGCUGCUAGCCAAAAGAGCACGUUUCUUUUUAUCUAAGGCACUAGUAAGUAUGUCAGUCCAGAUCCAGUUAGAGGAGAUUCAAAAGCAUAACCAACCAGACGACCUGUGGAUUAUUGUUCACGGGCGCGUAUAUGACGUAACCAAGUUUUCCAACGUACAUCCUGGAGGUAAAAAAAUUUUGCAGAGGGUUGGAGGAAAAGACGCAACCGUGCAAUUUGACCAGUACCAUAAGAGAGAAGUGCUUGAAAAAUAUAAAGGCCUGAGUAUAGGAGAAAUCGCAGACCCAAGUAAGAAGGAAGCCGCUAAACCCAUCGCGCCGCCUCCUGCUCAACCAUCAAAAGAACUACUACCACCUUCAAAUAAAAGUGAGGAAGAAAUCGCUAAACCUAUGCCGCCAGAGCGUCUGCCCUCUUCUCUGCCUCCGACUUCGAGAGACGAAGGAAAGGAGGCAAUUUCUGCAGAGAUGAGAAUGAAUUUGAUUAGUCGCCUAGGCUUGUUUGGGGAUAUGAACCCUUACGGUGACCCUAAUUGGUACCAAGGAUGGGCGUCACCCUACUACACAAAGGAUCAUAUUCAAUUCCGUGCCAUGGUUCGUGAAUUCAUAGAAAGAGAGAUCAUGCCAAACUGCCACGAGUGGGAUGAAGCGAAGGCCAUACCGAAGGAAUUGUACGUGAAGUGUGCAAAUGCCGGUUGGUUGUCAUUAGUUGUGGGCACAAACAUGCUGAGAGAAAAAAUGCCAAACUUGACACUUCCCAACAACCCUCAUCGCAAAGAUGUCGACGCAUUCUACGAAUAUAUUCUGUUCGACGAACUUGCAAGAUGCGGGUCUGGAGGCGUUCUCUGGGCGAUUUCCGGAGGCCUUUCAAUCGGGCUGCCGCCAGUUAUAAACUUUGGCAGCGAAGAGAUGAAAAACAGAAUAGUCAAACCCUGCUUGAUGGGAGAAAAGAUUAUUUGUCUGGCAAUUACGGAACCGAGUGCCGGGAGUGACGUAGCAAACAUAUCCACCGAAGCCAAGCUAACUCCCGACGGCAAGCAUUUCAUAGUGAAUGGAGAGAAAAAAUGGAUCACCAAUGGCGUCUUUGCAGACUAUUUCACUGUAGCAGUGAGGACGGGCGGAAAGGGGAUGGGCGGGAUAUCUCUGCUCUUGAUUGAAAAAACCAUGCCUGGAGUGAGGACAACGCAGAUGAAGUGCCAAGGAGUUUGGCCAUCCGGUACGACUUAUAUUAUGUUCGAGGAUGUCGAAGUCCCCGUCGAAAAUUUAAUCGGCGAAAUGAACCAAGGAUUCAAGUACAUCAUGUACAACUUUAACCACGAGCGCUGGAUCAUGGCGAUCGGCGCAGCUCGAUUCGCACGCGUCUGUUACGAAGAAUCGCUAAAAUACGCACAAAAACGCAAAACAUUUGGACGAUUUCUAAUUGAACACCCAGUGAUUCGGUUCAAAAUGGGACAUAUGGUGCGCCAAAUCGAAGCUACGCAGGCUUGGCUGGAACAGAUCACUUAUCAAAUGACCAAAAUUGACAAGAGACUACAAGACAAACUGCUUGGCGGACCAAUCGCACUAUGCAAAGCGCAAUCCACUCAAACCUUCGAAUUUUGCGCAAGAGAAGCAUCUCAAAUCCUUGGGGGAGUCUCCUAUACUAGAGGUGGGCAGGGUGAGAAGGUUGAGCGCCUCUAUCGCGAAGUUCGCGCCUACGCAAUCCCAGCCGGAUCUGAAGAAAUCAUGAUAGACCUCGGAAUCCGACAAGCGCUACGAGCAGCGAAAUUGUAGGGCGCCAGAACAGAUUUCGCCCUUCACCCAAAAAAGUAUAAGCCAAAUAAAAAAAUUCUUUAACUGAUGA
This is a messenger RNA of Schistocerca gregaria, 2023 nucleotides long. RefSeq lists its product as uncharacterized. Gene Ontology annotation, molecular function: oxidoreductase activity, acting on the CH-CH group of donors; flavin adenine dinucleotide binding. The coding region runs from base 235 to 1953 and encodes 572 amino acids. The record is from RefSeq and is a predicted model, not a curated record. The transcript is spliced from 2 exons. Lineage: Eukaryota; Metazoa; Arthropoda; Insecta; Orthoptera; Acrididae.